AUGCGCGCGUUUCUCGAUACCAUCACCAACACGAGCGCUGGCCAGGAUAAGUUCCUCAAAGUUGUCCAAAACGUCAUUCGACUUCUGCUGUCCAUAUCACUAUCUUGGAGAUACAAAUGUAGACUUCGCUGGCUCGACAAAUCAUUUUUUAUGCGGCUACGUGCGGAGAUCGGAGUCGCAGUCAAGCUCACUCGCGUCUGUUCUGUGCCAGGACAUUUACAGCAGCUGGGGGACGCGAUCUGCUCUAAAAGUGAGCCAGCUCUUCACCGGAUUCUACGAGUUGCCAGGGCUCUUGGAUAUACAGUUUUCGCAAUAGGAGAUCUUAUCAACUACCUCUCCACCAUUGCUUUUACGAUCCCCUCGAAGUGGAAACCAAGGAUUGCGCGGGCGUCCGUUCAUGCCCUCCUCCUUGCUACCGUAUGUCAAUUCUUGCUGGCUACGAUUUCUUCGACAAGGAAUAUCAAGAUCACAUCGCGGCGCGAUAGUCAUCGCCUGAAAUCAAAUGGCAUUCCUCGGUUUAAUAUAGCCAAGCAACAGGAACUACGAACCUUCCUUCCUCUUCUAAGCGCAGCCUGUGACAUGGUGUCUGCGGUCGCCGGCGCGGGCUACAAAGAGGUCAACGAUGCGACGCUGGGAAUCCUCGGGUCCUUGAGUGGCGGAUCCGGAUUGACUUUGAUUGUCACUAAAUAA
This is a messenger RNA of Aspergillus bombycis, 690 nucleotides long. RefSeq lists its product as uncharacterized. Bases 1 to 690 code for a protein of 229 amino acids. The transcript is spliced from 3 exons. Gene Ontology annotation, cellular component: peroxisomal membrane. NCBI's taxonomy places the organism in Eukaryota, Fungi, Ascomycota, Eurotiomycetes, Eurotiales, Aspergillaceae. The record is from RefSeq and is a predicted model, not a curated record. Gene Ontology annotation, biological process: peroxisome fission; regulation of peroxisome size.